AAAGAAGAAAAUGUAGGUCCUGCUUUCUGGUUCACGCCUAAAGCUUUAGUAUGGAUGGUUGCUAUACCUCCACCCCGACCGCUUAAACGAGGGCUUUGUGCAUAGCUGUAGCCUGCGGGAGUGGCUUCACUUAGACUAAGGUACUCAUCGGGUCUAAUCCACGUUUCUGUGAGGCACAGAGCAUCAAAAUCAUGGUCUGUAAUAAUUUCAUUUACAAUAAUGGCUUUAGAUGCCAGGGAUCUAAUGUUAAGCAGUCCUAGUUUUAGACCAAAGGUGCGGUCAUUGUAAACUGGUGUAACUGGUCUGAUAUGAAUGAGGUUACUAAGGCAAACGCUUCGAGGCUUUUUGAUGUGUUGUUUUAUUCGGGGAACAGACACAGUCUCAAUUGUAUUUACACAAUAAGCAUUUGUAGAAGUGCUAGCAAUCGGCUUAUUUCUAGCAGUAACACUAGCAUGAUGAGCUGUAGCGUUUCUAUUUUUGCCGCUACUUACGUGGCCGCUUUGAAGUCAGCGGAUGGCCCUCUCGAUGUUCCGUCAGAGGUCGACGGACCCCAGAGGAUUAGGGUGAAGCCCAUCCCUCCGGUAGAGCGCGGGCUGCUCCCAAAACGAAGACCAGUUGUCCACGUAGCCCAAACCGUUGCAGGCGCACCAGCCGCGGAGCCAGGACUGCAGCGCGAAGAGCCUGCUGAACCGCUCGGAUCCCCGCCGGUAGGUGGGAAGAGGGCCGGAGAUGACGAUCCUGGCGUCCGUCUUCUUCCUGGCGGUGUCCAGUAGCGUCUGGUAGUGCUCCUUCAGGACCUCGCUGCGCCGGUCGGAGAUGUCGUUGGUCCCGACGUGGAUAACCACGGUCCCGAAGGCGUAGCGUCUGCGGAGGCGCUUGGCGAUGUCUAAAACCCGGGCACCUGGAAAACAGGAGACAGUGGCGCGGCAUGUUGAAACCUGUGUAGGAGAAGAAAUAGAAAGAGAGAGGGAGAAAACAAAAAGAGGGAAAAGGCGUGAGGGGUUAGCGUGAGGGGUUAGCGGUCUGAAAGUGUUAAUUAUUGAAGUGAAAGUUGAACGCUGCUCAAUCUGAAGUUCUAAGCUAUGGUGCUCUCUGUCGCUCGCAGUGACGUGCUCUCUGUCGCUCGCUCCCGUGUAGUGAAGCCAGAGAAUUUGUAGUGAGGAGAACUGCCCCUCAGUAAUAAUUUUUGACUUUGUCAAACACUAGAGGGUGCUAUUGAGCAUGAUCAAAAUCAUAGUUUAGAAGUGAUGCUAACCAAUUAUCAAUUAGUAGCAGUAAUGCUAACAAAUCAGCACUCAGUAAUGCUACUCAAUCAACACUCCGUAGUAGUAAUGCUAACAAAUCAGCACUGAGUAAUAGUAAUAUUUUACCAAUCAGCUCUCAGUAGCAGUAACACCAGAGAACUUGUAGAGAGGAGAAUGACAGUUUUCUCUAACACUAGAGGGCACUCCUGACUGAGUCCAAAAUGAAUGUGUUGAUAUGGAGCAUCUGAGAAAAAUCAUAGUUUAUAAAUGCUUAAACAUUUUUAAUGUAAAAGAAUGCAAUGCAUUCUGAAUCCUGAGCAAAGAACAGUAUAAAACAAUUUAACACUGCUGUUAUAUUUGUAAAAGCUUUUAAACUCGAGUUUAAAAUGUAGGUCCAUGAGGGUAAUGUAGGUCACAUGCCCGGCUCGUUGAUCUGAAAUGCCACCUGCAGAGAAAUCUGAUGUAGGAUUCACAUGGAAAGAAAGUUCCUCUGAGCACCACGUGCCUGGAGCUCAACACAGGAACAUCUGGGAACAUCAGAGCCGUGAGCUGCAUGUUGGUCAUUUGACUCAUUUAAAAAUGCGGCUUGGGCAGCCGUUCAGCUACAUCUGGAUCAAAUGUUCCAAAUCUGUUUACGCCUCCGACAUUAACGUUACAUUCUGAACCCUGACUGACGAAAUGAAUGAAUGGCACCUCAUAGUAUAAGAGCCAGCCAAUCACUGUGGACUUCCUUGUAGUAUUUACUGGGAAGUGCCUCCAUUUCAUUUUCGUUAUUGUCACAGAUGCCAACUGAGCUGCUAGGUCAUAUUUUCUUUUUCAGAUGGGUUUAAAAAGCCGUUAUACAACACCGACUGAGACUUGAUGGGCAAACUACUGUCGUUGGACUAAAUUCUCCAGUGAAAAAUGGCUGCCGGUAAGGAGCUUAGGCUGCCCUCUGCUGGAAUUGAGAGGGGGAGCAUGUAUGUUGGGAGUGCAUGCUGCUGCUGCUGGAGGAAUUGAGGUCGAUGCUUUUCUCACCUUGGUUUCAAUGUAACGCCACUUGAGUAGUCAGCAUCCUUCAUGAUACAUCUGCAUUGUUAGGCAUAACAGUGAUGGAGGACAUCACACCACCUUCAGCUGGGUUAGCUGGGAGCCAAGUACAUGGCGAUCCUAAAACUGCUCUGGCACUGUUGGAUGAUUUUCAGGACAAAUUUGGCAGAAAUCUAACAGAACCAGAAAACCCACAGACUCUAUCAAAUUUCUACAAAGGAUCUCCACCCAACUGGAUUAACUAUUAUAUUGCAGAGGAGCAGAACACACCCUUAGUAAAGAGGAAUGGCUACAAUCACAUUAUAAAACAAAUUAAGAAAUGCCGAGAAAUGAAACGUAUCUUCUCAUAUAUUAAUCUCUUCCACCAACCGGGAAGUGGAGGUUCUACGCUGGCUAUGCAGAUUCUUUGGGAUUUGAGGAAGGAUUUCAAAUGCGCCACCAUAAAGCCAGUCAAUGUUGAAACAGCAGUCAUUGCAGACCACAUCAUCAAACUCUUUACAGAAGGGGGUCCAAAUGAUCAAAGAACACUACUGUUGCUAGAUGACAAUGUCAGUGAAGAGAAUUUGAUGGAAAGUCUACACAUGGAAAUUGCUAAGCAAGAAAUAAAUGCCACCAAUCCAAUGGCUAUCCUGUUGAAUACAAAGCGAAAGCACACCAUCGUGGCUGGAGAUCCUCUGAGUCUGAGAAGCAACCUCUCUAAUGAGGAGCUGAACAACUUUAAAUUGAAAGAAGCAGAGAUGAAACUGAGCCACAGCGAUGAAGAAUUGAAGCUGUUUCACGGAUUUAAUCUCAUGAAAAACAAUUUCAACAAGAAGUAUGUGGCGAAUCUCAGCUCAAUCAAAGAAAUCAAGGACUAUGUAAAGAGGAAUAAACCGGCUUGCAACACUGAACUUUUCUCAGUUUUGGCACUAUUAAAUUCAUAUGUUCCUGGGUCCUUUCUGCCACUUUCUCGAUGUUUGAAUUUUUUAAACCCUCGAUACACAAGCUCCCAACAAACAUCAGCUGAACAAAUCACAACAUUGCAGGAUCCCCCACAUAUGAUUUCUGAAACAAACAUGGCACUAGAGAUACCCCCUGAUAACGACAUUGAGCAACUGCAUUUUGAAAAAGACAUGAAGCCUUUUAUGAAACUCAUAGUUGUAUUUUCAAGAGAUGAGACAAAGAGUGAGUGUGUUCGGUUAGCACAUCCAAUGAUUGCCAAUGAAUGCCUGAAGAUACUGGCUGAAGCUGGCAUAACCAAAGGAGAAAUUGCCAAAAGAUUUCUUGAGUCCUGCAAACCAAAUGAGCCACCAUAUGUGGUGAAAAUGAUCAAAAGUUUGCUAAUUAAGAGAGAAAUUCUGGAGGAAAACAAAGAGAUGUUCUCCAGACUCAUUUUAGAUAUAAAAGAUGAAGGUGAUCUAAAGAUGUGUGAGGAAUUGUUUGAAAUUGCCACAACUAUAUUUGAAAAGGAUCCCCUUUUCCCACAAGCUUUUGCUCGUUUCCUCUACAUCGUACUCCACAAAUUUGAUGAGGCUGAGCAUCAGGCACGUGCGGCCAUUGUCUGCGAUCCCCAAAACUCUUUCCUCAGGGACACACUUGGACAAAUCCACAAAAAACAUUUAAGGACACACAUGAAAAAAAGAUCACCUAUUGCAAAAUUUUUAGAUGUAGCACAGUUAGCCAUAAAGGCAUUCAGAGAUGGAGAAGAUGCAGCUGAAAGUGAGCAAGAUCCAAACACCUCAAAUGCUCAGUCAAAGAAUGUAUCACAUGCUUUCAACUGUAGCGGACUUUUUGGUUAUAUUCAAGUAGCCAACAUUAUUUUUGACACUCUGACAUCUUUUAACCAAAAGUGGCAUGGUGUUCUCACAGGAGAGGAAUCCAUUCUUGUGCUACCCAAAGCAGAAGACAUCCUAGACUAUAAAGAUCUCAUUGAAAAACUGCAGGUUAAUGUAGAAAGGAAACAUGCAUUCUUUGAGAAAUACUUGAUCUACUCCAAACCCAGUAGAUACAAAUCAGAACCAUCACACAUUCAAAGGGAUGUUGAUAUGUGUUGCAACAAGUAUCUGCUUCAACACUCAAAGCCUGCCAGUUCCUGUCAUUCUAUAAUGGACAGAAGCUUUCCUGGUCUAUUCUCUUGUCUCGAUCGAGGCUAUUGUAGUUACUUUUUGGAGCGCAUCACAGAGCACACUAGGAAAAAGCAUGAAGAGCAAAUGUCUGAAGUGAACGCUGCCAUGAACUACGUUCUUUCAAACAUCGUCCUCAGCAACAAGGAUGAGAUAUCUCAAGUACUGCGGACACUGACAGAUCUCAGAGGCAUUCUGUGGAGAUUUGUAGAGAAGAUCUACCAAAGUCCAGAAUUUUUCCUCCUUGUUCUGCUCCUGUUUUGGCCAAAUGAGCCACAGCAUCAACACUUGCAUUUCAAAGUAGAUUUGAACAGCAUUGUUGAGAAUAUGAAGACAGCUUUUGAUCAAAAGUACAAAAAGUACUUUCGGUCCAGGUACCUGAGGCCUCUCUUUUUCCUGGGACAGGACACGGGCUUGAAGAGGCUUGUCCACAGCUGGAAAGUUCACAGUGUCCAUACAAAGCACAGAAAUAAUCCUAAGCAGAAAAGAAAAACAUGGGCCAAUCUGGACUGGGGAAAUAACCAGCUAUGGAAGGACAGCGACAUCCAGAAUCUUCUACUCCGCGUCCGUGGAGUUUUCAAAAAACAGCAGCUGUUUGCUUAUGUUGAAGACAAAGAGAUCGCCAUCUAUUCAGACCAGGCUUUUGUGUCAUAUCAAGGUCCUGCUUCCUUCUUCCUUGGCUUUACCAUCAAAGGACCCAUGGCUUAUGACAUCAAAUUUGAGCAAGACGGUGAAGGAGCACACGUGGACAAAUUCAUGGAAUCCAAAGAGGAUUUAGAUCAGUGCAGGCCACUUCCAACUUGCUGCACUUGUGCUGGUUUACAGGAUUCCACAGAAUGGGAGCUCGUUGUACCGGAUGCCGAGGCUUCAUCAGAAAAUGGAAAUGUAAAGUACAGGUUCACUGCUGCACCAGGGAGUUAUGAGUGCUCUGUUACUGGUCUCCGGUGGGAGAGCUCCAUUGAAGUUGAACUGGAAUACUGCUGGAGUAACUGGGAACUAGUGAGUGAGGUUCUGGAGAGAGAACAGUAUCAUCCUGGUGGCCCAUUGCUGGACAUUACUGUUAUCAGAGGGACGCUGAAUGCUGUCCAUCUACCACACUUUCUCUGUUUAGGUUCAGAGUCACCCCUGAGUGAUGCAGUGAGGGUUUUCCAUGAUGAAGAUGUUGGUGCUUCUUUUGAGACUUGCAGUCUGAGCCGCUUCCAUGCAAAACUGCUCCAGCCCACGUUCUCCCCAAAAGGUGUUCUUGUCAAAAAUGGAUUCCGAGUAAAGGCUCACUGCGAGAUCUUGAUCUAUCAUGUUUUGGCUGCGACUCUGACUCUUCACAUAUACAUAAUACCACAUGAUUUCAAAAUGAAAGAGGCUGUGGAAAAGGAAAGAAGUGAUAAAUGUCUGAAAAUAUUAAAGCCCAAUCCAAAGUCCUCACUCCAAAUGAAGAGCUGGUACAAACUGAGAACUUUACAGAAGACCAAACAAUCCGACUAUAAUUCUGAAAUCACUCCCACGAGCUUAAAACUGAGAUACAACACUGCUACUACAAACUUCUUUGAGGUGUACAUCAACAAUCCUGAAGAAGACUUCUACUUGCAGCUGACGACAGAAAAAGACAAUGAAGUAGUUUGGGAGGUACCAAUACGAUUAAAUGAUUUCAGUAUGGUGCCUGGAUCUUUGUAUGGACAGAAAGGUUGUUCCAGCUCACAUGCUGUUUGCUUUGUGGACAAGUACAUGAAUGAGCUCACCCAGAAGGUUAGAUUAGUGAGCCCGAUUGCAGAUGACCUAAAGCCCCUCAUUGGAGAUGAGAAGUACUCCAUCAUAAGAGGAUGUGCAACACCACAGGAGCAGAUGAGAACUCUCUAUUCUUUCCUGGAAGGAGUGCAGAAAUUAAAGGUGAAGUUUUAUGAGAGUCUUCAGAAAAACGAGCCUCUCAUUGUUGAACAACUGCAGAGGAACAGACAAAGCAGUGGUUUCACUUCGGAUUCUGUGGGACCGAGAAAUGGCUCCUUAGAGCAGCCUGGCAGAGUACCUGGGCGAGGAUGGGACUCCAGUAGAGGAACAGACGGUGUCAAGGGACAUUCUAUUUCUCCGGCCUGGGGAACCUGGUACAGGAAUCAAGGAAACGCCGGCCACUUGGAGGAUGCUGGAAAGGACACAGAUGGAUUAUUGGCAAGCACAGAAGGUGGAACCCAGGGACUAAACAUCUCAGAUACCCCUGGACUGAGUACAUUGAAUCCAAUUGGUGUAGGCAUUCCGCAGACAUCUCCACCUAGACGUGCCAGAGUCCCAAGGGCCCCAGCGUGGCAUAAGGACUAUGUGGUUGACUUAUAAAGGACGUGAGGACACGUCCCGAGGUAAAGUGGGGGUAGUGUAAGGACUUUUAGAGAGGGGGCGUGUCCUGGUCCUUAAAAAGGAGGUGGCUUCCAGGAGAAGGGAGAGUUCCGGGUCAUGCCUCGAGUGCGAGUGGCGGCACGUGCUGAGAUCGAGUGGGGCGGAAAACUGUGGAAGACCCGGAAUUUUUCGGUGUGAGAAAGCUGCAUGUGCCCGAUUACAGCAAGCGGACGUGUAUGAGAGUGCGGUGUGUCCACCGUAACUGAGAUCUGCGAGCUGACUGAGCUGCUGUCUACAGACGGAGAUGAAUGGACACUUGCUGAGACAUCAAGUGCAAGGAUUCAGCGAGCUGGGUCAGUCUAUUUCUGGUCAGACUUUUUAUUGAGAUUUACUCCUAGGAUGAUGAAUUCAAUACAUUCUGGGAACUCUUUGUGUUACUGUAGUUAAAUAGUGAGGUUGUUUGCACAAUGCCCUUCCCCUUAAGUGGGUUAACUUUUGGGUGAACUUUUAAAUCUAUCUCUCUCUCAUGUCUUUGGAGCUGUUCAGGAUGGCUAAAAUAGUCAGGAAUAGCUAGGGUGUAAUAGUUUUACACGUAAGCUGUGCUCAAUACAAGUGUGUAGUGCUGUGUAAAAAAGGAAAGUUUUAUCGUGAGGGGGGGGAUUGUGUUUUUGAAAGAUUAUUAGCCCCGGUAACCCUUCUAGGCCUUCUGGUAUAGCGGUACAAGACAAGAGGUAGAUAUAGAGGGAUCGUUUUAUAGAGUGAUUGUUUUUAGAAGUGUUGGUAAUUA
Pygocentrus nattereri (red-bellied piranha) is the source of this 7484-nucleotide messenger RNA. Its product is annotated as sterile alpha motif domain-containing protein 9-like. NCBI's taxonomy places the organism in Eukaryota, Metazoa, Chordata, Actinopteri, Characiformes, Serrasalmidae. The record is from RefSeq and is a predicted model, not a curated record. The transcript has 14 exons. The coding region runs from base 2336 to 6697 and encodes 1453 amino acids. Gene Ontology annotation, cellular component: cytoplasm.